Messenger RNA from Rotaria sordida, 1095 nucleotides. The record is from the annotation of a GenBank genome assembly. NCBI's taxonomy places the organism in Eukaryota, Metazoa, Rotifera, Eurotatoria, Philodinida, Philodinidae.
AUGACAAAUGUACCAUCGAUUUAUGUCAUUAUAUCUGGUGUUGAAAGUUUACAAUUAAGUUUACCAUUGAUGUCAAAUGAUAUAAAAUUAUCAAAUAAAAUGCAUAUACCAACUGAAGCAGGCUUAGGUGGUGGAAGUAGUGAUGCAACUGCAGUUUUACGAGCGUUAAAUGCUUAUUUUAAUCAAGCAGUUGAUCGAUCAGCACUAACAUUAAUGGCAGCUCGUCUCAGCUCUGAUGUACCAUUAUUUUUGGCAGAAAAAACAGUGCGUGUCAUUGUGCCUCCAGUAACAGGAGUGUCAACUGCACGUGCAUAUGCCCUUCUUGAUGCAAUGCCAAAUCGACAACCUGGAACUAGUACUGAACGACUUCUUUCUCAUCUACGUCACAAGAAACAAACGUCAAUGAACGUUAGUGAGCUUUUAGCAAUGGGUCUAUCUAAUGAUUUUGAAUCUGUUGUACUUGUUGCUUAUCCUGAUGUUGCUAGAGCAUAUGAAAUGAUUGUAUCUGCAGGCGCUUUACGUGCUCUUUUAUGUGGAAGUGGUUCGGCUAUUUUUGGUCUCGCUCGAGACCUUCAACAUGCUAAUGAUCAUAAUAUGACCUCGAAACAAACACGAGUAGGCAUGGGUUUGGAUGCUCAUCGUUUUCUUCCUACGAAAAAUGGUUCUUCAAACAAAAUUAUGUUGUGUGGAGUUGAAGUUCCUGCAACAUUUGAUAUUGACGCCAAUUCAGAUGGAGAUGUAGGACUUCAUGCUCUUGUAGAUGCCUUACUUGGUUCAGUGGCUGCUGGUGAUAUUGGCAUGCAUUUUGCUCCUGACGAUAAACAAUGGGCAGGAGCCAAGUCAAGUAUAUUUCUUAAACAUGCACUGAUGAUAGUACAUGAGAAAGGCGGCGAAUUGGUUAAUAUUGACAUUACGAUUAUUGCUGAAAAGCUUUACAUUACUCCUUAUCGACAAAUUAUGCGUGAAAAGCUCAGCGAAUUGUUGGCUCUUGAUAUCGAACGUGUUAGUGUAAAAGUAACAACAACAGAAAAAAUGGGCUUCAUUGGACGAGAAGAAGGCAUUGCUGCUCAAGCUAUUGUUAGUGUUCUUGUUUAA